This is a messenger RNA of Effrenium voratum, 1624 nucleotides long. Lineage: Eukaryota; Dinophyceae; Suessiales; Symbiodiniaceae. The record is from the annotation of a GenBank genome assembly.
GGCAUGAUUCAUCAUGCCCUUGAGGCUGUAGGGUCCAGCCUUUACAGAAUGAUUGCGCCGCACAUCCCUGCGGAUGAAUGCUACAUAAGCUGCCGAUGAACAUGUUUGGCAACCUAAGGGUUGAGAGUUCUGCAGUACAAUACGCAGCUGACAACAUGUGUCGUCGGAGUUCUCAUUUCAUUCUUGCGUUGUGGCUGUUUUGAACAGCCAAGUCCUUCAAUGCACGCUUGCUUGGUCUUGUCCAAUUAGAUGACGAUUGGUUUGCAGCCUGUUUUGAAGGCUCGAACAUUGCACUUUACGUUUCUCCUGGUACUGCAGGAAGCUAUGCUUCGCUUUGUCCUUUUCGGCCUGGUAUGGGCCGUCGUUGCUUCGGAUGCUACUUCCAGCUGUCCGCAGUCGAGCACCUCUUCGGCCCUGUUGCAGCGGCGGGUGGCUUUUGGAGAGGCCAUGCCACCUAUUGGCUUCGCGAAAGUCCACAAGACAGGAGGCAGCACGCUUGCUGGCAUCUUUUUCAGGCUAGCUGAACUCGCAAAUUCAACGAUUAUGCUGCCCGCCUGUGAAGACAACAAGCGCUUGGGGCAUCCCUUCGCUUUCCCUGGGGAGCACAAUCUGGACCUGCACGGCCCUCCUGCUCACCAGUUCGACAUGAUACUUAACCAUGCGGUUCUGAAUCCAGUCGCCUUUGCCUCCUACUUGAAGCCGACGCCAUUCUUCGUGUCCAUUUUGCGGGAGCCCAAGGCUCAGGUGGCGAGCACCUACAACUUCUACCGCAUCAAAUUCGGAAAAUGGAACAGCACCAAGGAGUACCUGGCCAGCUUGGAGACGCAACUGGAGAAGGCGAGCAAAGGUAGGAGGGUGCGGCAGUUCAUCAACUUCCAGUCCUAUGAUUUGGGCUUCUACGAAGCUGGCGGCAUGCCGAAUUCCACAUCUUCCGAGGUGUCUGAGUGGAUUGCCAGCCUGGAUAAGACCUUCAGCUUUCCUUCGGCUGGCUUGAUGCUGAUCACCGAGUACUUCGAUGAAGGCCUGGCCCUCCUGAAAGGAAGGUUGAACGUUGCCCUGCCUGCGCUGACCUACACGAUCCAGAAGGACUACCAACACAAUGAGUCGCUUUCCUAUGAGGACCUCAAUGACACGGAGAUGAGUUGGGUGCUGAAACAUGCAGCGAACGUGGACAUGCAGCUCUAUCACCAUUUCAACCGAACCUUUGCCAAGGUUUGGUCCAAGCGUGGCAGUUCAGUCGACUCGGAUCUCAGGGCGCUACAGGACGCAAAUGCGGCGCUUUCAAAAGAUUGUGAGGCCACACCUCCCGGCCCGCUCUGUGAGAAGUUUGCCACGUCGGACCCAGACAGGCUCCUAUAUGCAAACCUGUUUCGUGCUCGACAAGGUCUGAAGGAGUGCAAUGACACAGCGAAGCACUAACUCUAGAGUCUCCAGGGUGCGCGUGUGGGUGAGAAAGAACCGACUGUCAGAUGCGACACAUUGUUGACAACAGGAUGUGCGACUCUUGCGCGCAUGGCGUGCAGGUAUCAGAUGGACAGCUCGCGGUUUGCAAGGAUAGGUCAGGCGAUUUUUGUGAUUGUCACUGAGUGGAUCCAACUAUGUGAGGCGUGAUUUCGUCAAGCCA